This is a messenger RNA of Erigeron canadensis, 2628 nucleotides long. RefSeq names its product wall-associated receptor kinase 2-like. Gene Ontology annotation, molecular function: calcium ion binding; polysaccharide binding; protein serine/threonine kinase activity. Gene Ontology annotation, biological process: cell surface receptor signaling pathway; protein phosphorylation. Bases 15 to 2306 code for a protein of 763 amino acids. The record is from RefSeq and is a predicted model, not a curated record. Lineage: Eukaryota; Viridiplantae; Streptophyta; Magnoliopsida; Asterales; Asteraceae. The transcript is spliced from 3 exons. Gene Ontology annotation, cellular component: plasma membrane.
AUAUUCCUCUUGCAAUGGCGGCGGGCAACGGAGGAACAGUUUUUGCUGGUACUGCAAAGCAAGGAUGUCAAAGGCAGUGUGGCGAUAUAACAGUUCCAUUCCCUUUCGGUAUUGCCAAGGGUGACGACACAAGCUGUUCGCUAAGUAAGUCGUUCUCGUUGACCUGCAGCACUACUUCUUCUGAUGAUGGAACGGCCCCAGAGUUGUCCCUAGGAAGCAAUGUUAUACACAACAUUUCAGAUUCAGAGCUGCGCAUCAGGACCUGGAGUAUUGGGGUUGCUUAUCGUUGCUACCAUACAAAUGGGAGUUUGUAUCGAAGCUGGAGUGCUUGGAGUAUGUUAGAAGAUGAUCGGUUCACCUUAUCUGAAAAGAACAAGUUAACGGUGAUUGGAUGUGAUGACUAUGCGUUAAUCACAGGCAGAAGUUUAAAAGCACCGACAUUGGAAGAUGACUUUUCAAGUGGCUGUAUUACUUCAUGUAUCAACAACCAAUCGGGUAUAGCUAAAGACGGCAAGUGCUCAGGAAAAGGCUGUUGUCAGAUAUCUAUACCAAAGGGUCUCCGAGAUUGCGAGGUUGAACUAGAUACCUUAAGGAACAACACACAAGAAGUUCGGUCCUUCAACCCUUGCAGCUUUGCGUUUCUUGGUGAGCAAGAUACUUUUGAGUUUCAUGGCGAGAGUGAUAUAAAAGAUUUUUACGAGUUAUAUAGCAGGAUAAACGAUAAUGUCCUUGUUGUGGUAGAUUGGGUAGUUGAACCCAACAAAAGCUGCUCAUCAGAGGUUACAGAAUGCAAAGGCAUGUACAGUGAAUGCUAUAAUGUUGAUAAAGAAGGUGAUGGCGGGUAUCGUUGUAGAUGCAAACAAGGUUACCAGGGUAAUCCAUAUCUUGAACACGAUUUAGGCGGCUGCCAAGACAUUGAUGAGUGUGCGGAUCCAGGAACCUACCCUUGUUACGGUGUCUGCAAUAAUACUCUAGGGAGUUACAGUUGUACGUGUCCACCGGGAUCUGUUGGUAAUGCGACAAAAGAAAAUGGUUGUGUUUGUUCUCCCGAAUACAUUCGUAAUGCAACCUCUGGUUGUGAACCUGCAGCAGUCCCCCGCUCAAACAAGCCCGUAUACAUUCUAGGUUUUGGACUUGCGUUACCCUUAAUGGUGAUUGGAUUACUGGGUUUGUACUUCACGGCUCUGGAAUGGAAGCUAGCAAAACUAAGAGAAAAAUAUUACGAGCGAAAUGGGGGGGCACUAUUAAAAGAGAAGCUAACAACUAGGGGUGGCGUCGAUGUGAGUUCUAUGUACAUUUUUCGUGUCCAAGAACUUAAAAAAGCAACUGAUAACUUUGCAGACAGUAAGGUUAUUGGAAAGGGAGGCAAUGGUACCGUGUACCAGGGAACUCUAACAGACGAGCGUGUUGUCGCAAUCAAGAAAUCCCAAAGAGUAGAUGAAGGACAACGGGAGGAAUUUAUAAACGAAAUGGUGAUUCUCACUCAGAUUAAUCACACACACGUGGUGCAACUAAUAGGAUUUUGUUUGGAAACCGAGGUCCCGUUGUUAGUCUAUGAAUUUGUCUCAAAUGGUACUCUUCAUCGCCACAUUCAUAAUAAUGUAAGAACUGGCACAAAGAGAUUGUCUUGGGAUACUCGAUUAAGGAUAGCACAUGAAUCCGCGGGUGCACUCGCUUAUCUUCACACAGAUACUAGAAUGUCCAUCAUACAUAGAGAUGUGAAGUCCACUAACAUCUUGUUGGAUGAAAAUUGCACCGCAAAAAUCGCAGAUUUUGGUGCUUCAAGGCUAGUUCCCUUAGGUCAUGAUGAAGUAACAACUCUGGUUCAAGGAACGCUCGGAUACUUGGAUCCAGAAUAUUUUCAUACCGGCCACUUGACAGAUAGAAGUGACGUCUAUAGCUUCGGUGUGGUUCUUGCAGAACUCUUAACAGGGCAACAACCCCUCAGUAUCGAAAAAUGUCCAGAGGAGCGAAAUUUAGCAACAAAUUUUUUGAAGGCUGUCAAGGAAAAUAAGUUACUUGAUAUUCUUGAAGACGGUGUGGUAAAGGAGGCGGGUUAUGAGCAACUUAAAGCAAUAAGCAUCCUGGUGUGUAGGUGUCUUAACCAAGUAGGCGGGAACAGACCUGGCAUGAAAGAAGUGACUAUGGAGCUCGACGCUUUGAGAAAGUCUGGGAAGCCUACUAAUUUGGUUAGUGAAGACAAUUACGAUGAAACGAGCUGCAGUCAUAUGAUUGAUAUGGAACAAACUGAUCCCGAUACUCUUCCGCCGAUGCCUACAAGUGAUACUAUUGGAGACAGUUUCUAGCACUACGUACUGAAUGAUGCUCCGAAUACAAAAGUGGCAUUUAAACAUAUAGAUAAUGAAUAAAGCUUUCAUUUGACGGCUAUAUAUGUCAUUUAUGUGUUAUAUAUUGUAGGAUGUAAUUAUCAUGUGAUGUAUGUAAUAUAUAUGUUAUCAUGUGAUGUAUGUCAUUUAUGUAUAGCUAGCUAGAGGAAUUGAAGUAGUACGUAGUAACUAAAGUAAUUGUAUCAUGUAAUGUCUGUAUUACGUUUAUAUUGUUUGAACUUUUUAGAUUACACUCCAAACUCAAGUUUAUUUAAUUUGCACCAUGUAAAUGGUUUAUUCU